Epinephelus moara (kelp grouper) is the source of this 1950-nucleotide messenger RNA. RefSeq names its product eukaryotic translation initiation factor 1A X-linked b (gene eif1axb). Gene Ontology annotation, biological process: translational initiation. The transcript is spliced from 7 exons. Gene Ontology annotation, molecular function: translation initiation factor activity; RNA binding. The record is from RefSeq and is a predicted model, not a curated record. Gene Ontology annotation, cellular component: cytoplasm. Bases 152 to 586 code for a protein of 144 amino acids. NCBI's taxonomy places the organism in Eukaryota, Metazoa, Chordata, Actinopteri, Perciformes, Serranidae.
CGGCAGAGCGAAUGAGCGGUGACUAGCUAGUUUCUCUCGUAGCGUUCAGUCAGUUCAGACCUGUGCUUUCGCUGACUGUUGUACACAGUUAUUGUUUAACCGUCAGUCGUUUCUACCGAGCGGGAUUAACGUGAUCGAGGAGUGAAAGAAUAUGCCCAAAAAUAAAGGUAAAGGAGGAAAGAAUCGGCGACGUGGAAAGAAUGAGAAUGAGUCUGAGAAGAGAGAGUUGGUGUUCAAAGAGGACGGACAGGAAUAUGCUCAGGUGAUCAAAAUGCUGGGGAAUGGACGUCUGGAGGCCAUGUGCUUUGAUGGAACUAAGCGGCUUUGCCACAUCAGAGGAAAACUCCGGAAAAAGGUUUGGAUUAACACGUCAGACAUCAUCUUGGUCGGACUGAGAGAUUACCAGGACAACAAAGCUGAUGUCAUCCUCAAGUACAAUGCAGAUGAGGCUCGGAGUUUGAAAGCGUACGGAGAGCUGCCAGAGCACGCCAAAAUCAACGAGACAGACACCUUCGGGCCUGGAGACGAUGAUGAGAUCCAGUUCGAUGACAUUGGCGACGAUGAUGAGGACAUUGACGAUAUCUAAAGUCCUGCCACUGGACGGAGAAGGUGGGAUUUUCCUAGAGAUGCUCCGAUUGGGAUAUUUUCAGCCGAUACACGCACCGAUAAUGAUUAUUUUUAUUAAGAUCAGCCUAUGCCAAUCCAAUACAGUUUAUUAAUAUACAGUAUGUUUCAGUUUAUUCCAGUUUGUUUACCAUCAGUAGACGUCUCUGUUGUUUUUUGAGAACUUAAAGUGCAUUUCACAUAAGGGGGGGAAAAAACGACACCAGUACUCUUAGUUUAUUGUUGACAUAAAUGAAUUUGAGAUGCUGCUUUAGUGUGGCUGUCUGAGUUAUCAGUCGUAGAACUGGAGGGCAAUGCAGCAGGCUGCCUGGUGACUGAAUGAUAACACAGUUAGUUUGCCUUCAUGCAGCUGGAUUGGAGAAUCAGGAGUAGGCUGAUCACCAGCAUCAUAUUUAGGUUGAAUAUCUGGAGCACUUCUAGAUUUUCACCUUUUUGCUUCUAACAUCAACAAAAUGGCAAAUUUGCCAUCACCGAGGUUUUCAUUAGUUUUUUUAUUUUUAUUUUUUCCAUAUUAUCCAAGAAACACUCACUGGCUAUAUAGGGGAGGCUCAGGCCAGUACCAUGACUGCAAAAUAUCUCAUGCGUCAUUCUUUUAAAAAUGUAUUUAUAUUGAUUUCACACUAUGUGGAAUUAGCAACAAGUACAGAAUCUCUGGAUUCGUCAAUAAAAAAGAUAAACCAGUUUGUCUUUUCCUUUGGCAGUCUGUAUCAUUGUAGCCUGUAAGACAGUUUGAAAGCUGUUUAUCGAAGACUGAACAAAGAUAAUAACACUUGGCUCUGUAUCUUUUUGUUGACGUCAUAUUCCACUAACGUCGAUGGUAUUACAGUGAACUAUUUGCUUGUUUUGGAUUGAACCAUGGCCCGAAUGAAGGCGAUCCCUCUCCCCUGACGUCGAAAAGAAGAAUCGAAAUGUAUUUUUCUAUUGUUUCCCUUAUUUGUGUUUUCUGUCUGUCUGUGUUUCCGUGUUCUGUUUUGAACUCUUCGCUGCUCGUUCUGUGGCUUCAACACACUGUCACAGUCUCUCUAGACCAGUGGUUCCCAAACCUUUCCACCACUGACACACACACCAAUAAAACCUCAGAUUAGAGCUCUUUCACGUUCUGUGAACCUCUAUAGAAAAUCAAAUAACAGAUAUACAGAAGUUUAUUUCCUUCUUCAGCCCCCUCUGGAAACUGCCCCAUGUUCCCUGAGGGGGGCCAGCACCUCACUUUGGGAGCCACUGCUCUGGACCACAUGGGGCCUGUUGUUGUUGCUGUAACUCUGAAUUAAUAAAAAAAAUGUACUAUGAUGUUUGAAGGCUGGGUUUCCAAUAAAGAUCUUAACUCCA